This is a messenger RNA of Periophthalmus magnuspinnatus, 3113 nucleotides long. It is a transcript of the gene zic1, whose product is annotated as zic family member 1 (odd-paired homolog, Drosophila). Gene Ontology annotation, molecular function: DNA-binding transcription factor activity, RNA polymerase II-specific; RNA polymerase II cis-regulatory region sequence-specific DNA binding. The transcript is spliced from 3 exons. Bases 290 to 1594 code for a protein of 434 amino acids. Gene Ontology annotation, biological process: central nervous system development; regulation of transcription by RNA polymerase II. The record is from RefSeq and is a predicted model, not a curated record. Lineage: Eukaryota; Metazoa; Chordata; Actinopteri; Gobiiformes; Gobiidae. Gene Ontology annotation, cellular component: nucleus.
AUCUGCAGGAAUGAUUGCGACUAUCAGUCUAGAGCUCACCGCCUUACUGAGGAGGUGAAAGUUGCGCCACAGGAAGAUCAACCGCAAAAGACAAUAUCGCGUGUAUACAUGUUUGCGCGCGUGAGUUGAAGACGCGGCACCAAGAAAGGGGGGAUUUCGCGAAGAGAAACAAGUCCGAACGGAAAGCGGUGGAUUUUGAAGAGAUAGAGAGAGGGGCGGGGAGGAAGAAUAUCUGUGCGUGAGUUGUUGAUUUCUGCUCUCAGUCGUUUUGGGCGAGUCGACACUGAAGAUGCUCUUGGACGCAGGACCGCAGUAUCCCGCGAUAGGAGUCACUACUUUCGGCUCCUCGCGGCAUCACUCAACAGGCGAAGUCACGGAGCGAGAAGUGGCGUUGGGGAUCAACCCGUUCGCGGAUGGGAUGGGCGCCUUCAAAAUCAACCACAGCUCACACGACUUGGGCUCAGGACAAACAGCAUUCUCGUCCCAGGCACCCAGUUACGCCGCGUUAGGACACCACCAUCACGCGACCCACGUUGGCUCCUACUCCACAUUUAACUCCACGCGGGACUUUCUGUUCAGAAAUCGGGGGUUUGGAGACGCUGCUGGGCCACAGCACAGUUUAUUCGCUUCUGGAAGUUUUGCCGGGCCACAUGGACACUCUGAGGCGGCGGGGCACCUGCUCUUCCCCGGGCUACACGAGCAAGCGUCCUCGUCCAACGUGGUCAAUAGCCAGAUGCGCUUGGGGUUCUCGGGGGAUGUGUACGGACGGGCUGAGCAGUACGGGCAUGUCACCAGCCCACGGUCCGAUCACUAUGCAUCCACGCAACUGCACGGCUAUGGCCCCAUGAACAUGAAUAUGGCCGCGGCGCACCACGGAGCGGGGGCCUUCUUCAGAUACAUGCGGCAGCCCAUCAAACAGGAGCUCAUCUGUAAGUGGAUAGAACCCGAGCAGCUAAGUAACCCCAAGAAGUCUUGCAACAAAACUUUCAGCACCAUGCACGAGCUCGUCACACAUUUAACGGUGGAGCACGUGGGGGGACCGGAGCAAACGAACCACGUCUGCUUCUGGGAGGACUGCGCCAGAGAGGGAAAACCUUUCAAAGCCAAAUACAAACUGGUCAAUCACAUCCGAGUGCACACAGGGGAGAAGCCGUUCCCGUGCCCGUUCCCCGGCUGUGGCAAAGUGUUCGCGCGCUCGGAAAACCUGAAAAUCCACAAGAGGACACACACCGGGGAGAAGCCUUUUAAGUGUGAGUUUGAUGGCUGCGACAGACGAUUUGCAAAUAGCAGUGAUCGCAAGAAACACAUGCACGUGCACACGUCGGACAAACCAUAUUUGUGCAAAAUGUGCGACAAAUCCUACACACACCCCAGCUCCCUGCGGAAACACAUGAAGGUCCACGAGUCGAGUAACGGGGGGUCCCAGCCCUCUCCUGCGGCCAGCUCGGGCUACGAGUCCUCCACACCGCCCACAAUCGUCUCCCCGUCCACAGAGAACCAGAGCAGCAGCUCCAUAUCACCAGCAACGUCAGCAGUGCACCACACGAGCAGCCACAGCGCGCUCUCGUCCAAUUUCAAUGAAUGGUACGUGUAAAUAUUUUAGAAAGAGACACUUCGAAACAAAAGACUGUUUUUUUAAAAGCCAGUGACAUGGACUGAAAAACACACGGAGGCCCACGCGAUCUUUAAGUCAGAGAAAUGCAUGGACAAAGGAGCCCCCCUUUUCCUCCAUAUUCCUUUAUUUUUACGCAAAAGACUUGUCUAACGCAUGCUCUGUGCGCCUCCAGGCCUCAAUUUUUGUACAUACGGAUUUCACCAAGUUAAAAUGUAAUAUUUUAUUUUGUAAAUAUCACAGUUUAAGGGAAUUUGUGAAAAAUGUGGUCCCUAGAUAUAUGGAAAUGAAGAUAAGAAUAUUGCGAUGAUUUGAAAAGAAUGUUCUAGUUGUGUACCAAAUGUGAAUUAUUCAGUAUUACUACAGUCUACACGUCGACCUAACCGACUCUUAUUAGUAUUAAUGUGCUUUUGUAGCCUAUUCAGUGCAACAUUUUCGUCCAAGGUCCAGUUUGAGUAGCACAGUAUUUGUUGUUAUUUAUGUCAUGUCGAUAAAAAGUCGUGUAGUGAAAGCCUGAAAACUUCCGUGUCAAUCUGUUUAUGUACGUGAUAAAUAUAAACACAAAACUCUCUGUCAAUUGUCUGAAAGGAAGUAUUAUUCCAUGUAAGUAGCUCAAUUUUCCAUAUUUAUCCGCAUGUAAAGGACCGUGUUAGAAAAUGAUCGGUAUUUAUGGAGAAAUGCGCUCGUAUGUUAAAUUUAGUUUACAUAAAAUGUUUGGAUACAUUUCGUACUAUAUUAAAGGAUUAAAAAAUGUCAGAAUGCAUUGCGUUGGAGGUUCAUUUUUGAGAGCUAAACGGAAGUUGCAUUACAUUUGUUUUUGUUUUUGCAUGUCGUGCGUAAAAGUGUCUAUUUCAUGUUAGUUGUAGGGGGCAAGUCCGAUGCUAAAGGUUGCACCACGUUCAAAGUUUAGUGACAGUAAUAAUACGUAAAUUCACCCCCCUCGUGUUUAUCCCAAAUGAACAGCCCACACUUUGCCCUGCAGUGACGUGCAAAUGAAAUCGAUUAAUCACGCCGCUUGUUCCUCAAUGUAAAGCCUAAAAUGUGGCGUUAGUUAAUUGUUGAAAGGGAAUCUAAUUUUCAAAUCUUGUUUUUGGUUUUGGUGCGGAUCUUUUCCUUGUGUGGGGAAUGAGUCAGUGUUGGCCCCUUCAUUGUUCCUGGUGCCGCGCGCUUGACCGCCCCAUUAGGCAGAGAUCACAUCAGCAGCCGCCACUGAUCACGCUUACGCCGUGCACGAUCUGUCAGUCUGGACGCACACGCACGAGGCCAGGACCAAACGGCAAUUUUAAUAGGAAAUGUACACACGCCAGCGUGGGAUCUAUACUGUGUGCGUGCGCCUGGCAGUGUGCGUGCGCGUAUCUCUCUUUCCUUUCUAAAAUAAAAACAGCCACCAUCUUAGAUGAUUUAUCCAAUCGCACUGAAAUGUAUUCGUAUUUUCUUUUUUCACGGACUAUUACUUUUGGAGAUAAAUGAAAGAUGGUAAUAAAACGACUUUUUCGACUCU